Molecule: messenger RNA, 1001 nt
Organism: Telopea speciosissima
Lineage: Eukaryota; Viridiplantae; Streptophyta; Magnoliopsida; Proteales; Proteaceae
Product: zinc finger matrin-type protein 2
Exons: 11
Coding region: 277-894 (205 amino acids)
Biological process (GO): mRNA splicing, via spliceosome
Cellular component (GO): spliceosomal complex; U4/U6 x U5 tri-snRNP complex
Molecular function (GO): zinc ion binding; nucleic acid binding
Source: RefSeq, a predicted model, not a curated record
GGCAUGCCCUGCCUUCCCAACGGGAAGCAGGUCUCAAAACCAUUUCUGUCAUUCAGAGCUUUGGUUCUGUACUUGUUCAAAUUCAUCAGUUGAGUAGCAAAACAGGGAAAAAAGUUUCCUAUUAAAUUUCUCGUUCAUAACCUUUCCGUUUCACAGUGCAGAAUGCGAAUCCAGCAUUAGGGUUCGUUACUUUUCGACAUCAUAAGUUAUAGCAUCCGGAUAUUCUAAUCUACGGUUUUCAAAUUUUAAGAGCAAUUGGGUGCAGAUUUUCAAGCGAUGGCUCAGCCUGGCAAUAAUGCCGUUGGAGUUGACAAUACAUAUCGAAGGAAAUUUAACCGAGAAGAAUAUGCAGAACGAGCUCGCGAAAGGGAGGAGAAGGAGGAUGAGGAGGGACGGUUUAAAUCCAAAUCAAAAGGUCCUCCGGUGCAAAGGAAGCCCUUAAAGCACAGGGAUUAUGAAGUAGACCUAGAUUCUCGCCUGGGAAAAACCCAGGUUGUUACCCCAAUAGCACCUUUAAGUCAGCAGGCUGGAUACUAUUGUGCUGUUUGUGAAUGUGUAGUUAAGGAUUCGGCAAACUACUUGGACCACAUUAAUGGAAAGAAGCAUCAAAGAGCUUUGGGUAUGUCAAUGCGAGUAGAACGAGCUUCUCUUGAACAGGUCCAAAAUCGAUUUGAAAUUCUUAAGAAGCGCAAAGUUGCAGGAAGCUUUACUGAGCAAGAUCUAGAUGAAAGGAUCCUGAAACAGCAGCAAGAAGAGGAGGAAAGGAAGCGACAGCGACGAGAAAGGAAGAAAGAGAAAAAGAAAGAGAAGGCAGCAGAGGAAGAAACUGAAGAAGGAGACCCUGAUGUUGCAGCUUUAAUGGGAUUUGGAGGUUUUGGUUCAUCUAAAAAAUAAUGUAAUCCAGGUCCAUCUUCUUAACCAAAAAAUUUGGUGCUGCUGCAAUUCUGUUCCAGAACAUAGCUGUUGAGAGUGACAAAGGAUUUGUAAGGAACAGUUGUAUC